AAGUGGGAAGAAAUACACAAACGGAACAAUUCCGUCGCUCGCAUCUUUGCCUGUUUUCUCCCUUCUCCCUGUGAAUUUUCCCUGAGAUUUUCUCGGAAAUAUUCUAGGGUGAGAAACGAAUCCUCCGGUCUCAUAGAUAGAUAGAGGGAGAUCGAUCUGGGCCCUCGCCUAGUUCCCGAUGGGAACGCUUCAGACAUGGCGAAGAGCCUAUGGAGCCCUAAAAGACACCACCAAAGUCGGCCUUGUCCGAGUCAACAGCGAUUACGCCGAUUUAGAUGUCGCCGUAGUCAAAGCCACUAACCACGUCGAGUGUCCUCCCAAGGAACGGCAUCUCAGAAAAAUCUUCUUUGCAACGUCGGCGACUCGGCCUCGAGCAGAUGUUGCUUACUGCAUCCACGCGCUUUCUCGGCGAUUGCAUAAAACUAGAAACUGGACGGUUGCACUGAAAACCCUUAUAGUCAUACACCGUCUCCUGAGGGAAGGUGAUCCGACAUUUAGAGAGGAACUGCUCAACUUCUCUCAAAGAGGACGUAUUCUGCAGCUCUCAAAUUUCAAGGAUGAUUCAAGCCCUAUCGCCUGGGAUUGUUCAGCCUGGGUACGUACAUAUGCUUUAUUCCUUGAGGAAAGGCUCGAAUGCUUCAGGGUCUUAAGAUAUGACAUCGAAGCAGAACGGCUUCCAAAACCUGCUCCUGGGCAGGAUAAGGGGUACAGCAGAACCAGGGAUUUGGACAGUGAAGAACUCUUGGAGCAGUUGCCUGCUUUGCAGCAGCUUUUGUACCGUCUCAUUGCCUGCAAGCCUGAAGGUGCUGCUAACCACAAUCAUGUCAUACAAUACGCACUUGCUUUGGUCUUGAAGGAGAGCUUCAAAGUCUACUGCACCAUCAAUGAUGGAAUUAUUAAUCUCGUAGAUAAGUUCUUUGAAAUGCCAAGACAUGAAGCAAUCAAGGCCCUUGAAAUAUACAAGCGUGCGGGCCAGCAGGCUGGUAACCUUUCUGAUUUCUAUGAAGUCUGCAAAGGACUGGAACUUGCAAGGAACUUCCAGUUUCCUGUUCUAAGAGAGCCACCACAAUCUUUUCUUGCAACAAUGGAGGAGUAUAUCAGAGAGGCACCAAGGGUGGUGGACGUCCCAGCUGAGCCACUGCUUCUGACAUAUAAGCCAGACGAGGGCUCUUCUGCUGAAGAUGCCAAUCCUUCACAUGAAGAACCUGAACCAUUACCUUCUGAAGAUACUGUUGCACCCUCAGAGGAGGUACAACCUUCACCUAUGCUCCCUUCAGCUGAGCGUUCUCAGAACAUCAUUGACACAGAUGACUUAUUGGGUCUGAGUUCUGCAGCGCCUGAUGCAUCUGUGAUUGAGGACCAAAAUGCUCUUGCUUUAGCCAUUGUUCCGACCGAUGGAAAUAACAGUUCUACAACCUCUGGAUACGGUCAAGUAAAAGAGUUUGAUCCCACGGGGUGGGAGCUUGCUCUGGUCACCACGCCCACCCCCGACAUAUCUGCAGCCACUGAGAGGCAAUUGGCUGGUGGCUUGGACACGCUCACUCUGAACAGCUUAUACGAGGAAGGAGCCUACAGAGCCGGCCAGCAGCCUGCCUAUGGGGCACCAGCCCCCAACCCUUUCGAGGUCCAAGAUCCUUUUGCAUUGGCCAACGUCGCACCUGCGCCUGCUGUAAACAACCCCUUUGCCCCCUACCAACCCAUCUAUGCCCCCACUCCUACCAACCCUUUUGGUGAUUUUCCGGUUAACCAGCCGCAUAAUAACACCACUGGUUUUGGAGAUUUUCCGGUUAACCCUGUCUCUCAGCUGCCGCAUUCCACCGGUUUUGGGGAUUUUCCUGUUGGCCCUCCUUCGCAUCAGUCACAUAACAACCCCUUCGGAAGCACUGCCCUACUGUGAUCUUUCUCCUCCACUUUUUCAACUCUUUGAUCGUUGUGGGUAAAUGAGUUACAAUGUUCUUUUGGUUUGAUAUGGAGCAAAUUAAAUCUUGGUCGGCUCGGGGGUGAAUAUAGAUGUAGAACUACUACUUUCGAUUGCUAUUGUAAUAUUUGUCUGUUCAAUUAGAUAAGCGAACAGAGAAGCACAAACUUCUGGUGUACCUUCCAAUAGGAUUUUGACACGCCUGGGCUUAUUAUAACAGCUUAGGGAAUCUUGAAUC
Messenger RNA from Tarenaya hassleriana, 2156 nucleotides. RefSeq names its product putative clathrin assembly protein At2g01600. The record is from RefSeq and is a predicted model, not a curated record. Gene Ontology annotation, biological process: vesicle budding from membrane; clathrin coat assembly; clathrin-dependent endocytosis. Gene Ontology annotation, molecular function: clathrin heavy chain binding; SNARE binding; 1-phosphatidylinositol binding. Lineage: Eukaryota; Viridiplantae; Streptophyta; Magnoliopsida; Brassicales; Cleomaceae. Bases 179 to 1897 code for a protein of 572 amino acids. The transcript is spliced from 15 exons. Gene Ontology annotation, cellular component: clathrin-coated pit; clathrin-coated vesicle.